GAUUAUUUAAAAGGUGAACAUUCAGAAAUGGAAUCAAAUUCAGACACAACUCGCGCUGUUACUUUGGCUAUUUUCAGAUAGGCCCCUAUUUUUCCUUACUCGUGCGGUGAUAACGUAUUUUGAGGAAAGUUAUUUUCGGUUUACAAACGCACAACUAGUGUCAUUGCGAGUUUAACAACGACAUAAUCAAAAUAUACAAUACGUACAGAAUGGAAACUGAGGAUAUUUUGAAUAUGAAUGAAUCGAUAAGGUCGGUUAUUUUGGACUGGCAUAGAUAUGUGGAUGGUGAAAGAAAUGUUAGUAGUAGUAGGGUUGAUGUGAUCAAUUUCCUGAAAGGGUUCGGGAGGUUCUUUUAUAUGGUGAAUCCUGCGGAAACUACUUUCGAAACUGUGGAAGAGGUGCCGAAUUAUUUUGCUGAAUCAUGGCCCUACUUCCUGAUGUUCAUAAUCCUAGAAAAUAUCGUUUUGUGGCUGCAAAAAAGGCCGACUAUAAGGUUCAACGACGGCAUCAGCAGUUUGUCGCAUGGCCUUGCCCAUGAAUGCUCCAAAAUUGUAUUCAGAGCAGUAGAAAGUUACUGCUACAUUUCGAUUUACAAUAGAUUCAGACUUGUCGAUUUAUCGUGGGACAACAGGAUGACCUGGUAUUUAGCUGCUUUGUCGAUGGAUUUUUUCUACUAUUGGGGACAUAGAGCGAGUCAUGAAGUGCAUAUUUUGUGGGCACAACAUCAAGUUCAUCACAGUUCUGAAGAUUUCAACACAACCGUUGGUCUUAGACAAUCUGUUCUUCAAGGAUUCAGCUUUAUUUUUUAUCUUCCCAUGGCUCUCGUGAUACCCCCUUCGCUUUUUAUAACGCACCAACAUUUCAACCUACUCUACCAAUUCUGGGUCCAUACAGAAGCAGUGGAAACACUUGGUCCGUUGGAAUACAUUUUCAAUACACCUCAACAUCAUAGAGUACAUCAUGGAAGCAACAUAUGGUGCUUGGAUACGAAUUACGGAGGAGUACUUAUAAUAUGGGAUAGAAUAUUCGGUACAUUCGCCAGCGACAAAAAAGACGAACAGAUAAUUUAUGGACUAGUUGUGAACAGGCCAUUCUUCGAUCCUCUAAAGAAACAGACUUUAUACACGAAUUUCGUGAUACGAAAAUUCAAGGACAUGGAUAACUGGAAGCUAAAGCUUUGUGCACUCUUUUUUGGUCCAAGCUGGCUACCUGGAGGUCCUCGACUUGGAUUGGAGAAAGAAAAAUUCAAGGUCGUCCCCAGAGAAAAGUACGAUGUUAAAAUCCCACAAUGGUGUAACCUGUACAUCCUAGUUCAUUUUUGUGUAAUACUUUAUGGGUAUCAUAAGAUUAUGUCCCUUUACCAGGAACUAUCUGCAUUGUUCAUCCUCGUAUCGGUCAUCUUGAUCUUCACAACCCUAACAUCAAUAGGGAUGCUAUUCGAUAAUCAUCCUUACGCUUGCAGCCUAGAGGUUGUACGUUGUCUGUCGCUAGUUUUGGCGAUACAAAAAGUACAAUUUCUUACAUUCGACGAGAAUUUCCUGCUGUUUAUGGAAGUACUUUUCUCGCUCUCGGGCGUGUUCUGGUUUUUGAAAACUGUGAAUGUAUUGCAACUCGUUCCUUAUGAAAAACAGGAAAAGGUUGCAUGAGCACAAGAAGACUAAUUAGCCAAAGUAUUUAUUUACCGUUGUAUUGAAUGAGAAAUGCAAGUUUUAUUGCAGUAUCUUAGCCAUGUGUAUGGGAAUUAUCUCCCUUAAACCUUGAUUCCUAGAUCGAGGAAGAGCUUGUAUUUUAGUCUUAUAGUUGUUAUUGAAUUAAUAUUUAUUUCAAUCAUACACAAUAUGGAUAAU
Coccinella septempunctata (seven-spotted ladybird) is the source of this 1847-nucleotide messenger RNA. RefSeq names its product alkylglycerol monooxygenase-like. Gene Ontology annotation, molecular function: oxidoreductase activity; iron ion binding. The coding region runs from base 210 to 1646 and encodes 478 amino acids. Gene Ontology annotation, biological process: lipid biosynthetic process. The record is from RefSeq and is a predicted model, not a curated record. The transcript has 9 exons. Gene Ontology annotation, cellular component: endoplasmic reticulum. NCBI's taxonomy places the organism in Eukaryota, Metazoa, Arthropoda, Insecta, Coleoptera, Coccinellidae.